This is a messenger RNA of Colossoma macropomum (tambaqui), 7500 nucleotides long. RefSeq names its product ribosomal protein S6 kinase a, polypeptide 1 (gene rps6ka1). NCBI's taxonomy places the organism in Eukaryota, Metazoa, Chordata, Actinopteri, Characiformes, Serrasalmidae. The record is from RefSeq and is a predicted model, not a curated record. Gene Ontology annotation, molecular function: magnesium ion binding; ATP binding; ribosomal protein S6 kinase activity. Bases 528 to 2792 code for a protein of 754 amino acids. Gene Ontology annotation, biological process: intracellular signal transduction; positive regulation of DNA-templated transcription; protein phosphorylation. The transcript is spliced from 23 exons.
GCUGACUGACUGCUCACUCGGUUACCUCGCAGAUUUCGAAACGUUGGAGUGCGCGCGCGUGCGAGUGUGUGUGAGUGUGUGUGUGAGAGGGAGAAGAACCAAGGCUCCGUCGACUGACCAGAGAGGUGUAACACCACUGUUUCUGGAGGAAUGUGUGGAUCCACCGCUGGAUAACGUGGAAAAAACCCUAUACGUAGGAGAGAUUCCAGUCUUUUUGGAGGAUUUACUGGGGUUUUCCUCUCAGUUUCCUUGUUUUGCCGCCGGUACCGACAGGAAAAGCCCCCGCCGUCGAGGAAAGCUCAGUCACAUUUACGCGUAAAACGCCUCCUGUUCCAGAUUGCGCUCGUGCAGUCCGCGGUGUAGCCUUUCUGGAGACCUUUCUCAACGCGAACGCUGGACUAUCAUCAGCACAGCACUCUUAAAAGGAGACUGCCUGGUUUAACUGGGACUCACUGGGGGGAGAAACUCACCUGACCUCACAUUUCGACGUUUCAGAGAGGAGAAGGGGAAUAAAAGUCGUGCUGAAAAUGCCCCUCGCUCAGCUGGCGGAGCCAUGGCCCAAAAUGGAGCUGGUGCAGCUGGAGACGGAGAACGGACAGAGCACAGCCGAGGACGGAGUCGCUCCGGGAGUCAAGCAGAAGCGGUCAGAGAUCACGUGGGUGGAGAAGGACUUCUCCAGCAUUAUCAGACAGGACGAUGAUGUCAUCAAGGAGAUCAACAUCACGAAUGUGGUUAAGGAGGGGGCGGAGAAAGCAGACCCGUCCCAGUUCGAGCUGCUCAAGGUUCUGGGCCAGGGAUCUUUCGGCAAGGUUUUUCUGGUGAGGAAGGUCACACCCCCCGACAGUAACCAGCUCUAUGCCAUGAAGGUGCUCAGGAAGGCCACACUGAAAGUGAGAGAUCGCGUCCGAACCAAGAUGGAGCGGGACAUUCUGGCAGAGGUCAACCACCCGUUUGUGGUCAAACUCCACUACGCCUUUCAGACGGAGGGUAAACUGUAUCUGAUUUUGGACUUCCUGCGUGGAGGAGAUCUCUUCACUAGGCUUUCAAAAGAGGUGAUGUUUACGGAGGAGGAUGUGAAGUUUUACCUGGCUGAGUUAGCUCUGGGUCUGGAUCACCUGCACAGCCUGGGCAUCAUCUACAGAGACCUCAAACCUGAGAAUAUACUGCUGGACGAAGAAGGACACAUCAAACUCACAGAUUUCGGUCUGUGUAAGGAGGCCAUAGAUCACGAGAAGAAGGCAUAUUCGUUCUGUGGUACGGUGGAGUACAUGGCCCCGGAGGUGGUCAACAGGCAGGGGCACAUCCACAGCGCCGACUGGUGGUCAUUCGGGGUACUGAUGUUUGAGAUGCUGACGGGGUCUCUGCCGUUCCAAGGAAAGGACCGAAAGGAGACCAUGAACCUGAUCCUGAAAGCGAGGUUGGGUAUGCCUCAGUUUCUCAGUGCUGAAGCUCAGAGUCUGCUGAGGGCACUAUUUAAGAGAAAUCCUAUAAACAGACUCGGUUCUGGGACAGAUGGUGCUGAGGAGAUCAAACGCCACGCCUUCUUCUCCACCAUCGACUGGAAUAAACUGUUCCGUAGGGAGAUUAAGCCUCCAUUCAGGCCGGCCGUGGCUCGACCCGAUGACACGUUCUACUUCGACUCUGAGUUCACCUCCCGCACGCCUAAAGACUCCCCCGGUGUUCCCCCGAGUGCUGGCGCUCAUCAGCUGUUCCGUGGCUUUAGUUUCGUCGCCCCGGCGAUGCUGGAGGAGGAGGGAGCUGAGGAGACGGUCCAGGCACCCCCCCACCCUGUGGUGCAGCAGCUGCACGGUAAGAGCAUCGUGUUUAGCGACGGUUACGUGCUGAAGGAGGAUAUCGGCAUGGGGUCGUUUUCAGUGUGCAAGCGCUGCAUCCACAAAGCCACCAACACCGAAUACGCAGUGAAGGUCAUUGAUAAGACGAGCACUGAUCCUUCUGAAGAGAUUGAGAUUCUGCUGCGGUACGGCCAGCAUCCCAACAUCAUCACCCUGAAAGAUGUGUAUGAUAACGGUAAGAAGGUGUAUCUGGUGACGGAGCUGAUGCGGGGCGGAGAGCUGCUGGACCGAAUCCUCAAACAGAAGUUCUUCUCUGAGCGAGAGGCCAGCGCUGUUCUUCACACCAUCACCAAAACUGUGGAGUACCUGCACUGUCAGGGGGUGGUGCACAGAGACCUGAAGCCCAGUAACAUCCUAUACGUGGAUGAAUCUGGCAACCCAGAGUCUUUGCGGAUCUGUGACUUCGGUUUUGCUAAGCAGCUUCGUGCCGAUAACGGUCUGCUGAUGACCCCCUGCUACACCGCUAACUUCGUUGCUCCAGAGGUGCUGAAGAGGCAAGGCUAUGAUGAAGGCUGUGAUAUCUGGAGUUUGGGAGUUCUGCUGUACACGAUGUUAGCGGGUUUCACUCCCUUUGCUAACGGUCCGGAGGACACUCCAGAGGAGAUCCUGAGCCGGAUAGGGAGCGGACGCUUCACUCUGACCGGGGGCAACUGGGACGCAGUGUCGGACGCAGCCAAGGAUCUGGUCUCGAAAAUGCUCCAUGUGGAUCCUCAUCAAAGGCUAACGGCUAAGCAGGUGCUCAAACACCCCUGGAUCAUGCACAGAGACCAACUGCCCAACAGCCAGCUGCAGCACCAGGAUGCACAGCUGGUGAAGGGAGCGAUGGCUGCCACCUACUCCGCUCUGAAGAGUUCCCAGCCCACCCCCGAACUCAAACCCAUCGAGUCUUCGUUCCUCGCCCAGAGACGCGUCAAAAAACUGCCCUCCACCUCUCUGUAGAGAGAGAGUACGAGAGAGAGCGGGGUAGAGCGGGACGUAAAAGAAGAAAAGCAGUACUGUAAUGGAGACACAGUGCGAAGCUGUGUGGACUGAAAACGCUCUUCACCUUCAGCGGGCUCGUGGAGGUUACACACGCUGUCAGUCAGAGCAGACGGUGGAUGUGAUUGGCAGAUGGGGGUCGGGGGUCGAAAUGCUGGAAUUUAAUGCGCCAGAGGAGUGUGUGUAUGUGUGUGUGUGAGGCUCCUGAUAGAAAGCGGACAUUUGUGAUCCUCGUUUUCCAGCCUUCGACGCUGCUGUAUUCGAAUAUAGUUCAGUUCAUUGUUGCGAGAAGAUUAUUUGUCUGCUUUUUUUUGUUUGCUUUGUUUAAUAAACCUCUGAAGUUGUGCGUCGUUGUGUAGUUUGUCAUCAUGCCCAUAUCAGGAAACCCAGGCCUGAGCUGUUUUUCUCCAUGAGGAAAAUGGACAUCAGUUUUGAAAAUCACUGCUGGCAUAAACUAAAAUGUUGUGAAGCUGAUAAGUUCUGCCGUAUGUACCUUUUUCCUCCAAACAUUGCUGGAUCCUCUGAAUAACAAGGUUAUUAAGGAGCCAAAAUACAAAUAAUGCUGCAUGCUAAUGCUGCUGUGCACUGAAUGGACCGAAUGGAUCAUAGGACUGACCUCACCAAAAUAUGUCACACAAACCAGCAGGCUUUGUCCAGUGUGGUAGUUUCGAGAGUUCGUGCAGUUUGAGUAGCUGGUUCUGAUGUGUAACAGUGUUGACAUUUAACAGCGGACUUACUUUCAUGCAUCAUUUCAGUGCGCAGCUUUCUUGUAGCAUGAAUGUUGCAUUAUUUGUAUAUUGAUUGCUAAACAACAUCGCAAUUCAAAGUAGCCAGAACAAAAAAAAAAGAAAGUAUCGUCAACAAAAGAGCAAUAUUGGCAAUUUUCCGAAACCGCCAUUCAUUUUUCCCUUAGCGGAAAACAGCUUAGACCCGAAACUCCUAAUAUGGGGAUGACACCGACUACAGAAUGAUGCACGAUUUCAGAGGUCUUGUUCACUCCAGGCUCCGCCCACAAAUGUUUUUUCCGUACCUACUGUUGUUAGGUUGGACAAGCUUUACAGAAUGCAGGUAGAAAUCCCAUUAAACCUAAUGUGAAACUGUAGAACAGACUCAGUUUAUAUCACAAUACCUACAUUUAGAGUCAAAAUACAGAAAUUCGAAUUUGUAUGUGGGUGAAAGGUCACACUGUUAGGCCAGAUUGGGUGUUGUUUAUGUGUUGCUGAGUUAAGCUAACGGGGUGAACCUGCCUAGUUUUGUUCAGCAACACCAACUUCUUAAGCAUCCUAAACUGGAAGCUCAGCUUCAUUUAUACCUGUAAAAAAGUUUUAAAAGCUUUAAAAAGCUUUGAAAGCUUGUCCAAUGGCACAACGGAAGCUAUAAAAGAACAACUUUGUGGGCGGAGCCUGGAGAAGAAAAUUGCCAAAUCAGGUCACUCACAGAGAGACUGUAAUUGCUAAUGUUUGGGAGCUUCCUCCUGGGCUACUUUGACCAUCUGAAGGGCCCUGAACUUGAGAACUUUUUCAUAUGGAUCUAAACGCAUGUGGUCAUGUGGACAGAUGCAUUGCGGGUGAUGGGACUGUUUCUAUUGCAUGGAUUCCGAUUCGCUCAGUGCCGUGUUGUCGCUUCGCCUUGCUGCAGGUCGCCCCGAAAUGUUUCCGAGCUUUUUUUGUCAUCCAGACAGACAAAGAAGAAAAAGAUGAAGAUGGCGAUGUAUUAAAACCUCCAAAGCUCUGUAGUGGCAUGCUUUCGGUCUUGUGUUUUGCGAAGCCGUGACUUUUUCUGGAUAUUGAAUGCCGUCUCCUGUGUUUGUUUUUCACCGUUUGAUUGUUUAUAGUUCUGCUGUUUUUUUUUUCUUUGUUUCCGUUCGUUCUGUUAAAGAAAAGUAAAGUCAUUUUAUAAAAGGCAUGCUGAACACGAUUGAGAUAAAGCUAAGAGCUGGAGAAAUAACCGCAGGUCUUUGUGGGUAUUUGUGCUUUUCUGUUGUUUUUUUUUUUACGACUUGUUCGUUCUUUUGUUCAGAUGAAAGUAUAUUGAUUGGAAUGUUUCGCUGUUGCGCACUCUUUUCCCUCUGAGUCAAACAGAACUCCUUUCUAUCGCUAAUCAAUGAACCGGACGUCUGACUGUCUGAGAGAUGAGCCACAAAAAUCCAUCUUGAUUCGCAGAGCAAGCUUAUGCUCCAUUCUGGAAAACAUCUCACGAACAUCUCCCACCCUUCCAGCACCAAAAACCUCUCCAUUUGGGUGUAAACACAUUUUAAGCGCUGUAAUUCAGAUAUUUUACAAUAAUAAACCUAAAUUAGCCAAUAAAUAUUAGAUGUUAAGAUCCCCUACACUUCUAAAUGUAGAAGUGUGAGUCAUUUCUAAAUGACUCUGUCAUGAUUCUUUACUGAAUCACCAUGAAAUGGCUUAUAAGUUACUUAAUUACUGAAUCACUCUUUAAAGACUCAAUUUAAUAACUAAAUUGCUAUGGCAAAAAUGGCAUAUAGUUAUUUUAAUUACUGAAUCACUCCUAAAUGAAUUAGUUGUAUUACUGAAUCACUAUAAAAUGUCUUAGUUUAACUAUGAAAUGGCUCUUUUUAUAUAGUGAGUUACUAUCAAAUGGUUCCCUGAAUCACUCCUAAAUUAAUGAUUAAUUAAUUAUUGAAUCACUGUUACAUGGCUCAGUUUGAUUUAAGCACUGAAUCAUUCCUAAAUUACUCAGUCUCACUGUCUCAGUCCUAAAUGAAUCAUGUUAAUUACUGAUUCACCCCUAAAUGACUCUGUUUCUUUAAUUACUAAAUUAAAUUAAAUUAAAUGUUACCCGGCUUGGUUUGUUUUAUACACUGAAUCACUCUUGAAUGGCUAAGUUUAUGUACUGAAUCACUUCUAAAUUGCCCAGUCUCAUUACGGUCUCACUCACAAAUUACCCAUGUUAAUUACUGAUUCACUCCUAAAUGACUCAGUUUCAGUAGUUACUAAAUCACUAUUACAUGGCUCAGAUUAUUUUAAGCACUGAAUCGCUCUUGAGUGACUGAGUUUAUUUGCUGAAUCACUAUCAAAGAGUUUACAACUGAUCCUGAACUGGUCCUGAAUUCCUGAAAUGACUCAUUUUAAUUACUGAUUCACCCCUAUUUUUCAUGCUGUAUUAAGUGAAAUCAGAAUCAGCACUUAUUCGUGAUGAAGACCUGAUGUCCCUACGAUUAAAAUCGUCUUUAAAUGAGAGAGUGACGUGCAGCUUCAGAUUGUUUUUGGGGGCAGAAAAAGAUUGUGAAUCUUCUUUGUACUGUAUAUGUUGAUAAAGUAUAAUAUAUAUCUAUUUUCCUGUAUGUAAAUGGUGAGUUUUUUCGUUUCUCAAGUUUUCUUUCCUCCUCUUUGCUUCUCAGAGACUCGACACAAUGUGGCACUUCUUUUCUUCUUUGCCUCUGUGAAAAAAAAAACAAAACAAAAAGAAAAUAUGAAAAAUUCCCUUCUGUUUUCUUUUUCUUUAAAGGAAUAAUCCGGAGUUUUUCUGUCUCACUUGUAAUAGAAGCCAAUGGGCAGUUGCUGAAUUCUGUCAGUUAAUAUUUUAAAUGUGACCAUAAUAUGAAUUUAAAACAUCAAUCCAAAACAUCAGAGUUUAGUUCCGGUUACUUUCACUCUUCAGAAGGUUUUUUGGUAUCCAUGGUGAGCCUGUGAAAACUCUGCCCACAGCUGCACUGGUUUCAAGUAUGUCCCUUGUCCAUACAGUCCAUGUGUAGAAAACAGCUUGUUUUGAAUUUCCCUUCUUUGUGAUGUCACAAAUAACAACAUAUUUACAUAUAUCCGCCUAUUCCAGCCUUUCAGCCCUGCCAACUAAUGCUGACAUUAUAAGGAGUGUUUCAGCACAGACUGCUUUCUGCAUGAGGUGCAAUACUGGGCAGCCAAUUAGAACAGAGCUCAUUUGCAUAUGUCAGUAUUAAAGGCACAGUAACAAAAACUGCCUGUUUAUUUCUAAGGGAUAAAGAAAAGCUGUCCAGGCUGAAACACUCGUUAUUAUGUUGGCGUAACACUGCAUGUGCUGCGAAAAACAGCCUGUUUUGAAUUUGCCUUCUUUGUGAUGUCAGAAAUACCAAUAUGUACAUAUAUCCGCCUAUUCAACAGUUUUGCCUUGCCCACUCACUCAGACUCAGACUGCUUUUUCAAUUAGGCCUGCUGCAGGGCAGCCAAUCAGAACAGAGCUAAUUUGCAUAAAUAGGUCUUAAAGGCAUGGUAACAACAACGGACUCUACGAGUUAAAGAGGUUGGACAAUGGUCAUGUAAAAUGCACAUGUAAAACCACACGUAAUAUGUGUAAUAAGAAACAAUAAACAAAGAAGGAAAUUGUAAAAUACAGGCUCUUUAAUUUACACUUACAGCGUAAAAACUCAUCGCCCAUUGACUUCUAUUGUAAUUGUGUUUCUGUAAAGAAAGCUGGAGUACCCCUUUAAUGAAAAGAAGGCGGAGCUUUAUUUGGUGCGGGUUUGGGCCGAUGAUGUGUUAAUGCAAACAGAUGUUCAUGUUUUUCUCUCCUAUUGCUGCCAUGUAGCUCAUGGUUUGCGUUGUGCCUGACUGAUUGUUGGUUUGACGGGGCAGGGGGGUGGAUUAGGGCUGAGGUGUGUGUGUGGCUGGGAUGAGAGUGUGUGUUUGAUUCCUGAUGCCUUUAUAUUAAAACAAACCCAGUUUCUCUGCCCUCA